UGGUCAGAGAUGAGCGGCGUUGGUAGAAAGAUUUGAGUGUUGAACCGGGACAGUCAUGCUGCCUCACCGCAGCACUUGCAGUGGCACGCAUCUGAGCCCUGACGGCACUGACUGAGCUGGGGAGGCGGGGUGGGGGGUGCUGAAAAGGAUGGACUGAAAAUUGACUUUAGGAUUAGAGCUGACCGGAGGAGGGAAGGUCUGUGCUGCACCUGCUGCUUGAGAGAACAGGUAACUUAUUAACAAGCAAACAGGAGCAGGGCUCUUUACAACCCUUUGGCCUGCUGCAUGCAUGAUUCAUGAAAACACGGUGCUGCUUUGGUUUUAGUGUUACCCUUUGGCUCAUGGAGAACCUCUUCAGCUCUUAAUUACAUCAACAGCAGUCCAGUGUGCAGUCAAGGAGGCGCACGGCCGGAUCACAUGCAGGCACUCAGCACUUGGCAGGCUUUGCUUAGGUAAUGCAAGCGACAAGGAAGCGAUUGUCACUCUGACCAACGCCGUAGCACUGGCCGUAAACAUGGAGCCCCUUGAGGAAUAUCAUUCUCCGUUCGACUUUGAGCAAGGCGUCAACGCCAGCUACCUGUACCUCUCACCAGCCUACAGCGACACGCCACCCAGCUCUCCUGCUGGCAAAGCUAGAGGUUUCCAGGAACAUCCAGAGGUAGGAGAAGACGCUGUGACGUCCGUCGGUCCAUCCUCAGCUCCUCCUGCCAUCACAGAGGAUGAGCGUCUGGAGCUGCAGGAGGAGCUGACCAAGGUUGAAGAAGAGAUCCAGACUCUGUCUCAGGUGCUUGCAGUCAAAGAGAGGCGGCUGGCGGACAUCAAGAGGAAACUGGGCAUCACUCCUCUGAAUGAGCUGAAGCAGAACAUCUCCAAAACCUGGCAGGAGGUCACCACCUCCACUGCCUACAGGAGAACAUCUGAGACUCUGUCUCAGGCCAGCCUGAAGGCGACGGCGGCCUUCUCCAACAUGGGAUCAGUCCUCAGCCGCAAGUUUGAGGAUGUCAAAAAUGCACCAACCUUCAAGUCUUUGGAGGAGAAAGUUGAGACACUGAAGACCAAAAUCACUCCAUCAGGACCCGGCAGUGAUCCCAGUAACCCUGACAGCCAGGACGAUCCUCCAUCUGAGUCUCUGGGGGGUCAGCCGGAAGACCCUCCCACUGAGGACACGCCGAUGAAAUGAGACCAGCCUCCAUCCUCAUGUGACCCCCCCACCACCACCACCACCCCUCGUGUGCCAGUCUCCCUUCAUUGGAACCAAGUGACUCACCAGCCUCCCCUGUGAUCUAAUUGUCUGAUCGCUUCUCCAGCUUCUACACACUGAGCAUGCUCAGACUGCUUGCAUGGGGAACCCUUCCUGUAUCUUUUUUUUUGUCGCCAUUAUUUUCCCUGCACUCCUUUUUGUUUUUUCCAUGUUUGUACAAAAUGCCAAACGUGUUCCAGUGAAGUUUAUCUCGAUCAAAUCCUGCUCCUUCAGUUGUUGAAGAUUGCACAAUGACAAAGGUGUUCUCUAUCAGAAGACAUUCUGUUCGUGUGAAGACAUUAGUUAACUUACUGUGUUAUUAGACCAUAUAUUGCUUAGGUGAUGUUAAAAAUCUCAUGUUCGUUUUAGGGCCGCUUUGGAUCAUUUUGGGAUUUAUUGGCCAAACUGUUGGGUUUUUCUUCAGUGUGUUGAUUUCUGAGACCCAUCAGAAGCAUAAAGUAUUGUGAAGCACUAUGUCCAAGCAAUGAACGUAUGCUUGUUUUGUGCUAAAAGUACAAAAAAGUGUGUCGCUUGCACCGCAUUUGGAAGGAAAUGUUCACACAGCUUGUUGUAAUUUCAGAAUCAAACCCCCGUUUUCCUCUGCAGAGAUCAGCACAGCAGUGGUGGGGGGGGGGGGGGGGGCAAACACAUAGCGAAGCUUCAGCCUUGACCUGAGGUGAGGCUGGAAUAACCGUCUGUUCUGCAGCCAGCGAGAGUCAAUAUUUAAACACUCGUUCAUUGUUCCUGCCAGGGAGGCGACAGCAAGCCUCCACACAUUCUGUGUGAUACAUUAAACAAAGGCAUGGCAAAGGGAGCCGCACUGGGUGUUCAGCACCCUGAUGCAAGACAGAAACAUCACAAAGAAGGUGCAACGUCCUCCGUUUUUCUCACGCGAGUCACGUCCAAAUGAAUACUCUGUUUACUGCUGCAUUACAUUGUUACAGUAUUUAAAGAGCUCAUUUUCUCUAGAUUCAAUCAAAGUCAGAGAAUCAUCUCGUCUGCGAGAACUGCUGUUGUUAAAAUUACUGAACAAAUGCUCAAUUAGAUCAAUUAAAAUGGAGACUGAACACAAACGAAUGCCCGGUUUUUUGGUCAGACAUUCGCCCUCUGCUGGACACAAACCAAACUGCGUCCUGCAGGCGGAGCAGAGGCCCAGAAAGGACGCAGCGUUAGGGGUCCUCUUGUCUUUAACAUUAAACUCCUGUCUGUGUGUAACUCUGCUGUUGAAUGUUUGCUCCACCGUUUGUCUGUAAGAAAUGAAUGGAACCACAAAUCCCAGCACUCGUUUUGAGUUUUGUUUGCAUGGCAAUAAAAAUAAAACAAAAAACUGUGAUAAACAA
This is a messenger RNA of Oryzias latipes (Japanese medaka), 2580 nucleotides long. RefSeq names its product tumor protein D52 (gene tpd52). Gene Ontology annotation, biological process: B cell differentiation. Gene Ontology annotation, cellular component: cytoplasm. The record is from RefSeq and is a predicted model, not a curated record. NCBI's taxonomy places the organism in Eukaryota, Metazoa, Chordata, Actinopteri, Beloniformes, Adrianichthyidae.